UAGGCGAGUCACGUGUAAGGAGUCCGUUGAUCUCGUUUCGUUUAGGCAGAGAAUCUCCUGUUUGUUCCUUUCAUUUGGGCCCUAUUUUAUGUUGUCUUCAAAACAACAAUUCGUGUAGAUCCAUCUAUCUUCGCCGAAGAAUGAGCGACAACGAUGAUAUCGAGGUCGAUAGCGAUGAAGAAUCAUCGAGAUUUCACUCUGGGGCAGACAAACGGGCACACCACAAUGCGCUGGAGCGCAAGCGUAGGGACCACAUCAAAGACAGCUUUCACAGCCUUCGCGAUUCAGUUCCCGCCUUGCAAGGGGAAAAGCAAUCUAUCAAACAGGCAUCCCGAGCUCAGAUCCUAGAUAAAGCCACAGAGUACAUACAGUACAUGCGACGAAAAAACCACACACACCAGCAGGACAUCGACGACCUGAAGAGGCAGAACGCUCUGCUGGAGCAACAAGUACGGGCACUGGAGAAAGUCAAGGGGACAACGCAGCUUCAGGCCAACUAUUCGUCUUCAGACAGCAGCCUGUACACCAACCCCAAAGGCAGCGCUGUAUCGGCUUUCGACGGCGGUUCCGACUCGAGCUCGGAGUCCGAGCCGGAAGAACAGCGCACCCGGAAGAAACACCGUGGGGAGGAUAGCUAAACAGCAGAUCUUAAGCCUGCUCCACAAAGUUCUCCUUUGAGGGGAGGGAGAGUCACAGCAACGGCCUGUUUAGUUUAGUUUAGUUUGUAUGUACCUGUAUCUACCCAAACCUUCUUGAUCAAUCUCCUUCGGUAAAUGUCAACCAGAGAACCCUCGAAUCCACAUCUGCAGAAAACCUUACAGGGUCACAAGAGCGAGGAACACCCGUUUACGGGAAGAAGACUCACAAUUGAAAUCAUGGCUUGUUUUUCUCUCCCUCCCUUUCCGAGUUCGUCCAUCUUGCGUCUUGGCACGCACAACAAGAAACGAUGAUUUUAAACCCAAAAUGAGGCAGCUUUGCAAUUUAAGGACUUGAUGCUUUUUUGUACCCUCAACUACAAUCCCUCCAGGUGGAAUUUAAAGGGGUGAACGAGGCGUACAGCUCAUAGCACUGCUAAAAUAUAAUUUUUUUCUGUUGAAUAUCUUAAAGCCUGCUUAGGACAAUUUAGCUAAGGGUAAAUUCUGAGUGGUUUGCCUUUCUAAAUAUUUGUAAGUUUUCCAUAAAGGAAUGUUCAGUUACUUUAAAGCGUCUUAUCAAUGUACCCAUGUUAGAACUAUGGGAUGAGUAAUACAUUUUUACAAAAAAAAAUAUGCUUUAUAGGAAGGCUGUUGAGCUUGUGUUGUAUUUGUUGUUUAAGCCUGAUGCUGAUGUAGUAAAAGUUUACAGGUUGAAAAAAAUGAUUUUUAAAAUGGUGGCUGAAAAGUGAUAAAGCAUUUAUUUUGCAUCUGUCAUUCGAGCCUCCCGUUGAUUAAAUUUAUGUAUUCACUCCAUAUUGGGAAUAUGAACGUUCCAAAACUGGUUUCCCCAUGAAAUAUUGAAAGUAGAUUCAUGUUGUGACUUUUAAGAUAAAUGUUCUAAAUGUUGAUCAGAAAUUUGACUGCAGCACACCACAGAAGUUGCAUUUUGAGUAUGUGUAUGUCUUUUACCCUAUUUUCCACUUAGGACAUUAGUAAAACUGAGUAGGUCUUUCUUUGUCUGAUUCCAUUCCAUGGAAAUUACAGGUAUGUUGUACAUACUGCCAACAGUUGUCUUGCAAGGUGAGGCCUACCUUUACAAUGAGAAUAUAAAUAAAACUAUUUUAUCCUUUA
Triplophysa rosa is the source of this 1766-nucleotide messenger RNA. It is a transcript of the gene max, whose product is annotated as myc associated factor X. Gene Ontology annotation, molecular function: DNA-binding transcription factor activity; protein dimerization activity. Bases 141 to 638 code for a protein of 165 amino acids. Gene Ontology annotation, cellular component: RNA polymerase II transcription regulator complex. Gene Ontology annotation, biological process: positive regulation of transcription by RNA polymerase II. The record is from RefSeq and is a predicted model, not a curated record. The transcript has 5 exons. NCBI's taxonomy places the organism in Eukaryota, Metazoa, Chordata, Actinopteri, Cypriniformes, Nemacheilidae.